AUGCUUUCUCAGCAGUGCCUGAGUAUUUCAAGGCCCAAGAAUAAUUAUGCAUUUGCUUUGGCAUCUGUGAGUGACUCGCCUGCUGCAGCAUGUUAUUUUGAAUGUGGAGCACAAAUCGUGACACAAUCCAUCAAUCGUGGUGAUAUGGCACAAUUGACAUUAUUUGAUAGUGAAGCACAAGAUUUGAUUUCUUCUGGGUUCUUGCAAGUGGGACAAACUUAUCUUUUGAAUCAUUUGGGCAUGAACGAUGCUGAUGGAGGCAAUGGUCUGGGUUGUAUGGAAAUAGUAGCAGAAAACAAUAUCCAUCAUUACCCUUUAUCUCAUAAGAUAUGCUCUCAAGCCAAUGUUGCUAUUUGUGGAUUUUAUGGUGAUCAAUCCAUUCCAGUCCGUCCUUCUUCUUCCACUUCUGCUUCUUUAAUAAGGACUAGCACAACCAAUUCUAUUAUCACUGAAAGACCUCGUCAAACAAGUACUCGUUCUGUUUCAUCUACCGUAGUUACUCCUCGAGUUAUUCCCUCCGUUGUUCCCUCCGUUGUUCCCUCCGUUGUUCCCUCCGUUGUUCCCUCCGUUGUUCCCUCCGUUGUUCCCUCCGUUGUUUCCUCGCAACAACAAUUUACUCUGAAUGGUCAGCACUAUUACAUUGUAAACAAGACUGGUAAUACUCUCAGUGAAGCAAUAGCUGCCUGUAAAGACGUAAAAGCCAAAUUAAGUGAUAUCACCACAAGCAAUCAUAAACAAAUUGCUGCUGAACUCUUAACAUUACGCGGCAGAGAUAGAUUGAUUAUUGGAUCAUGGAAUGGAGACAACUAUAAGCUCAGUGGGAAUGAAUGUCUGAUUAUCAACAACGGUAUCUACCCAGGCACUUGUGCAGAAGCCUCUGCUGUUCUAUGCAAAGCAUAA
Molecule: messenger RNA, 900 nt
Organism: Gilbertella persicaria
Lineage: Eukaryota; Fungi; Mucoromycota; Mucoromycetes; Mucorales; Choanephoraceae
Exons: 5
Coding region: 1-900 (299 amino acids)
Source: RefSeq, a predicted model, not a curated record